GUUAUGAAUGAAGUAAAAAGUUACAAGGACUAGAGAUUUAAUAUUUGUAAUGUAACAUUGUCUAGUGAUCAACUUCAAGUUACAUGUAUAUUAAUCAUGGCUAUGGGGAAAAAUAAAAAAAGACCCCCGACAGUCCUAAUUUUUUAUGCUUUUAAAUUUAAGCAAGUUAUUUGAUGUCUUUAUUUCGUUAAUUUUGCUGUUCAAGUUUUUAACUAUUAUUACAUUUUAUGUAUAUGACAGAUGUGAGGCGUCAUGUGUUGCAGUGACUACAACAAUAGCUCUGAUGUUGCAGAAAAAUGAACGUCACAUGAAGAGAAGUGGCAAAUACGACAUAGAAUCUGUGAUAGAUGAAUCUUAUAUGUUUGCUUCUAGAUUGUUGAAGUCAGAUAAAGAUAUGAAAGAGUUAAAGGCAUACCUGUAUUGCACAUCCUUGAAGGAUUUACGUCUGGAUGAGCCUGGACGCUCUAACUUCACAUAUAAAGCACUAGGUGCUGGGUUCUGGGCACUCAAACAGAAAGACUUUAGACAAGCUAUACAAGACAUUGUUCAUGAGGGAGGUGAUGCUGAUGCCAAUGCUGGAGUAGCAGGUGCCCUCCUGGGCUGUAAACUUGGACUUGAUGCUGUACCCAAGUCAUGGAUGGAGCCCUUAAAACAUAGGGUGUGGUUAGAUGACAUCAUAGAUAGAUAUUUUGAUAUGAUGGAAAGAAAGAAAAGACAAAAGGAGACAGUUGUUUAAAUGGUGUUGAUGUGAUUUGAGGAAUCUUUGAAAAAAAAAACAUACAAACAAACCUUUGAUAUUAAAGAUUUGUUUAAGUAUACAAAAUGUUUCUCUUUACUUUACUAAAAUUACACUUAUUGAAAAUGAUUUUU
Molecule: messenger RNA, 870 nt
Organism: Ruditapes philippinarum (Manila clam)
Lineage: Eukaryota; Metazoa; Mollusca; Bivalvia; Venerida; Veneridae
Exons: 4
Coding region: 146-736 (196 amino acids)
Source: RefSeq, a predicted model, not a curated record